Nicrophorus vespilloides is the source of this 854-nucleotide messenger RNA. RefSeq names its product mitochondrial inner membrane protease subunit 2. The record is from RefSeq and is a predicted model, not a curated record. Gene Ontology annotation, molecular function: serine-type endopeptidase activity. The transcript is spliced from 3 exons. Gene Ontology annotation, biological process: mitochondrial respiratory chain complex assembly. Lineage: Eukaryota; Metazoa; Arthropoda; Insecta; Coleoptera; Silphidae. Gene Ontology annotation, cellular component: membrane; mitochondrial inner membrane peptidase complex. The coding region runs from base 196 to 696 and encodes 166 amino acids.
UUAAAUAAAGUGCAUAAUAACAUCCUACAAUGCAUUAGAUUGAAUGAAUCAAGUUUCGUAAUGAGAGAUAAUUUCUGCAUAUAAAUAAGUUACAUCCUUUUCAUAUUGGUAGAACUGAAGUCAAGUCAUAGCAAGUCAAAGUACAAAAAAUUGCGUAAAUGUUUUAACUUUGUUCUGUGGGGGGGCGUCCACCAAAUGAAAAUUCCAAAUUUUGUCAAAAGUCUUCUAGUGGGCCUUCCAGUUGGUGUUACUAUAUUAGAUACUGUCGGGUAUGUGGCCAGGGUUGAUGGCAUCUCAAUGCAACCUGCCCUAAACCCAGAUAGGGAAAGCACAGACUAUGUCUUCCUGAAUCGAUGGGCUAUACAGACACGGACUGAAAUUGAGAGAGGUGAUAUAAUAUCUAUGGUCUCGCCCAAAGAUCCAGAGCAGAAAAUAAUUAAAAGGGUUGUUGGAAUUGAAGGUGAUAUUAUAGCUACACUUGGGUAUAAAAGGGAAGUUGUUAGAGUGCCAGAAGGCCACUGUUGGGUUGAAGGAGAUCACACUGGACAUUCCAUGGACUCUAACAACUUUGGACCUGUAUCUCUUGGACUCGUCACUGCUAAAGCCUCCUGCAUUGUUUGGCCUCCAUCUAGGUGGCAGUACAUUAAGUCCUUUCUCCCUGAGAGUCGACAUCCUUUAAAUAACACUGUACAGUAAACAUGCGUGCCAUAUCGUUAGUAAACCGACUUGAGUUUGAUUUCGGUGGCAACGUUCUUCGAAAUGCUAUCACUUUGAGGGACGUUGACAAUGACGGAAAUUACGAGCUGAUUGUCGGAAAUGAAAAGGGCGAAGUGGUUAUUUUCAAAGUGAGCAAA